Molecule: messenger RNA, 9698 nt
Organism: Amoebophrya sp. A120
Lineage: Eukaryota; Dinophyceae; Syndiniales; Amoebophryaceae
Source: the annotation of a GenBank genome assembly
AUCGUCUAGACAAGUUGCUUGCGUGAUUUCGUCGUGUUGACAGUGCUUAAACAAUCUAAAACUUUGUUCCGUCACGUGGCACAAUGUCGCUUCCUCUCUUGAUCACGACUGCUCAGCGGCUAGAAGAAGAGAAUGCUCCUCUCGCAGCUCUCAGCCGCCUUCUACCCUUGUGGCAGUUAGUGAAAGAAGAAGGCCAACAACGGUCGUGUGAGGUGCGCCGCAGCAAGUCCGGGCAGCUGCGCGACAAGAUCUGCUUGUUCCAGACACGAAGACCACCGGCCUCAUCUGGUCGUGUCCUCAUUCGAAACACGAGAAAUCAGGGCUGGUUUGUGCAGCCAUGCCCGCGGACACGGAACACACCCGAGCGCUGCUCUCUUCGGCGCCCAGCCUGGAGAAAGGCAGCACCGCGCUGCAUGCGGCGGCGAUCAGCGGAGACCUCGCGUUGAUGGAGUCGCUUCUGCGGCGGCACGCGGAUCUGCUGGACAGCCCGAACUCGAGCGGCCUUACCCCGCUUUCCGUCGCGGUUUCCAGUGGGAACCUGGAGAUGGUCGAACUUCUUCUGACAAACGGCGCGAAGCUCGGGGUACAAACUUCUUUCGGGAUGAGCAUUCUGGAGGUGGCGGCGCAAAAGGCACCCGAAAUCGAAAUGUUUCUCCGGAAGACUGCCGAAGCGAGGAAAACGGAACUAGCACAGAAGUUGGCAGAAGCACAGGAACUCUACUACAGGAUCGACGCGGAGCUGCAGGACUUGCACAAGCUGACGGACUCCAGUCCACCGACGGCAGUAGGAGCAGUUGUAAACCAUUCAAUAUCUCCACAGGAGGAGCAAGAGCAACCGGCAAACGACGAGCAGGAAGUAGAUGAGGAUGCAAGUGCAGAGCAAGGCGGAUCCGAUGCAGCUGGAGCGAAGGAGACCGUGCCGGGAGAGGAUGUCGUUCGUGCAACCUCCGCGAACAAGCCGGCAGAGCCUGCUACAGCACCGGCACCAGCAGCCGAAAAGUCUCUUCCUAUCGGGCCUAAGGACCACUACUACGUCCGCUAUGCAAAUGAGAUUCAAUCCUGCAUCACCGCGCUGGCCGACGCUAGGCAGUACUGGAGCCCGGUGUUUGUCGGAAAUUUCUUCGGCUCAGCCUUCGCGCAAGAAGUAAAACCAUCUAAGCUAUCAUCAAGAGAUUCAUCCUCAGCUCCCAACAGUACCAAAAAAGCAAAGCGCAAGUUCAACGAAAUACGUGUGGCCGAGGCGGACUUGAGUUUGCAAUCCGCCGUACACCGGCUGAUGACCAUGGCGGCAGAUCGCAAAGCGCAUUUAGACCACACGCAGGCCUUGGAACUCCCCUUGAAAGAGGUAGACGUGUACACGAAGACGGGCGUAGCGGUCGAGUCUGGCUCCUCCGAAGAAGAGAAUAUUGCGACCGACGUGAUGGCGCGCGUCAUGGCAAAGGAAAUACCGGUGGUGAAGGUACGACACGGAAAUUUUUUUUCUAUGGCGUCCGCAACCAUGUUUGUUCUUGUUGUAUGGAACACUCUAGGUUACUCUUUUGUGCGAAGGCUAUGUUUUUGUUGUGUCUGUAGUUGUACUUGUACAUCUUCUUAUAUUUUAGGAAUCGAAAUUUCGUCGACUUCCAAACUACUACGUUGAAGACGCAAUAUCACAGGAUGACCCCUAUCAAGUUAGCGCCGAUGGGCACUUGCUAAGUGCCGGGAAGGAGAUCAACUACUGGGAAAGUUUGGUGUUUCCGGACCAGAAAAAAUACACGGAGCCCAGCGAGUCUGACACCGACCGAACUGUCAGAGGGUAUGAAGUUUUAGUAAUUUUUGCUGUCAGAGGCAGCGGUUGCGGUAGAAGGACGAGGAUCUUUUUCAUAAUUCUCGGUGCUUCGAAUGAAGACCCUCGAUCUUGCAUCUAGGGUGCAAUAUUUGUACUAUAAUUUCAGCAUGACCUUUCUUGAUGACGAUGAGAUGAUCCUCUGAGGGUAAUCAAUAUCAACUGUACAACGAAAUUUAUUCAAGGGACUGGUUCGGGAACCCGAUGGCUGUAGUGAAGGACAUCUUUGUCGUUGGCCGGCGCUUCAUCACUUCGGAGGUAUUCACGACGAGCGUGAAGCUUCUGAAAAAAGAAAAAGCAGUUCCGCCCGGCACGGUGCUGGGAUUCCUGUCCGGAGAGUAUUGCAGGUAAAGGCGGAGGAAGUAGUGUGAUUUUAGUGCAUUCAUGUUUUAGCAACAUGCAGGGAGUUCAUCUUCAGCAGGUCGUGUCUUUUUUGCAUGAAGAUUUUUCAGCAGCUGCAGCUGCAGUUUGGUUUGAUACCGAAUGCUGAAACGCAAAGAAAUCUUAUUAUCAGGAAACAAGUGUACGACGCACAGAACGCGAGCGAGAGCGGGUACUUUUUCGCUCCUGGUACUUACGCGGUACAGAAGCUGUGCGCCGAUCGCAGUGUUGCUGCGGAGCGACUCUUUUUACUGCUGGACUCGCCGGAAGUGAAUCCGCUGAAUGCAAUCGGUGACGUCACUGGCGACCCGUUUCGAUUGCUCGAGAGGCAGCCAGACAGUACUAGCUUAUUUAUUGUCACACUUAUUUUGUUUUGUUGUUGUUAGGAAUUCUGAACACAUUCACAGCAUACGAAUAGCGGCCGAGUUCGCAUCUUUCUGUUUGGAAUGAUUCAGAACGGAGUACUGAUUCACAUCUGUAUACAGGUGGUGUUUCAAGAUGGAUUGAUUCGUUUGGUUUGGUCAACCAGACCACAAAGACGACGAGACGACUAAGCUAAACGGUUAGGAUCGUUACUGUGCUGAAGAUCAAGAUCGAUGGAACCACGCAGGGGAGCUUGAACACGCAUUGCAUGCUGUGUGCAUAAAGCUCUAGUCAACAUUCCCCCCCCCAAGCGCAAGCCGUUUCUCGAAAAUCGCAGCAAGUAAAAGCUGUUCGACAAAAUCACCACCAGAAGCUUGCAAUGAAAAAGCAAAGCAGAAUGGUGGAUCACAAGUUUUUCUUUCAAAAGCGAUCAGGAUGGCUACGGCAUGAAAAAGCGCAAGGGGCUCCGGCGUAUACAAGUUCCUUUCUAAGCCCAAAGGUCUUCAAGUGAAAAGAAGAGACCGGGCACGCCUACCACAGUGAAACAAGCGUCGACCUCCUCAGGGUCUUCGGACACUUUCACUUUCCUCUUGUUCGUCAUGUGCGGAUUGUGGUGGAAGACGUGAUCUCGAACCUCACGAGGCACAUUGUUCUUUGUGAGGCAAUCAGCUUUCAUGUGCUCAGUGGGACAGAACUUAAUCUUUUCGCAUUCAUCCGCAACUUUGUGGUAGCGCAGGGCAACGUGGCGGCUACGCGGGCGCUGUGCAUCGCCUGGCGUCUUGGCGACCGUGAUGGCGGUCUGAUUGUCCAUCCAAAGGUCUUCGCUAGCAUCGCGAUCUUCAAGAAAACCCUUGAAGGUGCAUGUCUCGGACAUGAUCAGUCCAUCAGAGCCAGCUACAAACUCUGCUUCGAAUGUGGAAUGCGUUCUGACCGAUUGGCGCGCGGUCUUCCACACGAUGGGGGCGCCUCUGUAGUACAGCAGAGCGCCAGACGUGCUUUUCAACGUUACAAAACAAGAUGCAAAACUUGCGUCGGUGAAGAGAUUCCAGUCUUUCAACUUUUCUCCCUUUUGCAGAAGUGAUCCGUAUACCUGCUUGAACUUUUGUUCGUUCUCGGGUGAGUAGUCGAUGCCUACGUCUUCGGUGUGAAUGACAUAGCGCAAAACUUUCUUUACGCAUGCGACUACUGCUUUGGUGCAGGGCUUGCUUGCUACCUUUGCGAGGCAGUUAACGGGCUGCGCGAUGUCGGGCCUACAAAUCGUUACGCACCAUUGCAGGGCACCUACAGCUUCCCGCAACGGGAAUUUCACUUCGGGCGAGGCGGUAUCGUACAGAGCUGAUUCGGUGAAGCAUGGAUUGUCAACUUUCUUACAACCAACCAUGCCAAACUUCGGAGCUAGUUUUGUUCGGAUGUAACUCUGCAUGCAAAUGCGUACUUUGUACUUGUUCGGGUUGUAGUGGACGUCUGCACCGAGCUGAUCAUACAAAAGAUCACCAUUUGGCUGGUGUUCGGGCUCAAUGAUCUUGCCAGGAAACUCUUUCAAAAUCAAACUGACUUCAUGCCUAAGCUCGUGCUCGUCCGGGCCUGUUGCGGUGUUGUCAUCUACAUAAACUCCCAUCUUCAUAUACUUACUGAACUUCUUGUAACUCUGGAAGUUGUUGCCUGUGGCCUUGGAGAGCUUUCUCCACAACCCUUUUUCUGUUGACUGUGUCCAACCGAGACUGACUAACUUCUUUUCGUAGUGCUUUGCCCACAGCCUCGGGGAUUGUGGUAACCCAUAAAGGGCACGAACUAGCUUCCGAAUACCAUCGUCGUUUUGCUCACGCCAUUCCUUUGGCAGACGAAUGAAAAUUUCCGAAUCGAUCAAGCUCUGUACGAAUGCGUUGUCAAUGUCAAACAAAAUUAUGGCAUCACCAUGCGCGGCGGCAUCGAUCAGCAGGUAGCGCGAGGCUCCAAAGCUGAUUACGGGCGCGUAAACUUCUAACUCACCGCCGGGCUUGUAGAGAUUACCUAGGACGACAGCACGGCACUUGAACUUGCCACAGCGCUUGCGGCUAAGCACCAAUGCUAUCGGGACCACGCCUGUGGUCUUAGCGCGUUCUAACUCUUCUGGAGUAGGCACUCUCCACGUCUGAAACGCCUCAAGCUUGCACUUCUCGAGGGAUUUGGCUUCUAACCAGUGCGGCGCAUCUGGCGAGCUCAUCGCGGCAACGUUCGCGAACUGUGGAAGUGCUUCGACUAACUCUUCACCCUCUUCGAAAUCGUCUACGACGCUGUCACAUACAUAACAAUCAUUGAUCACUUCUGCAAAGUCGGCAUAAAACGCAUCUGAGUUCUCGGCUUCGGACAAUUGCUGCUUUGUUCUUCGCGUGCGUUGCGUUUUGUCCUUUGCCCCUUUGGGCCUACCGCGCGGGCGCUUGGUCUUUUCGCGACCAAAGACCACUUCAGGGUCUGGCUCAUGGUGUUCAACCGUGUUCCGGGCGGGCGCGCGCGAUGAAACUGAAUCAGGUGCGGAAUGCGGAUUUUGUACUUGCGAAUUGUCACCACUGGCAUGCUGAUUUGACUGAAGAUUGAUGUCUUUGAACGAGGCAGAGGAUGCGUUAUGAGCGUGUUCUUGUGAAGCUGCUUUCUCGACUUCUAAAAGUGGCAGGGAGUUGGACCCGCCAACCCCCCCAGAACCUGAGACCUCUGAACCACCCGGAUUUUUGCGCACAGGAGCACAAUCCCGAUCAGAACCAACCACCCGGGCAUUGUCCUUCGAGCCACAGAUAGUCUGCAGGAGCUGGUCGUCUGAAACUACGACGCCACCGCGGUACCCUGGGCGUAGAGAGUCAACAUUGUCGAUCAAAACUGACUCGACAAACUUCACGGCGUUUGUUUCGUAAACUGCCCAGCGCAAAGCGCCGGCCUUGGAGUAUCGAUCAUCCUUAACGUAAGUUCCAACUAGAUAGCACGAGGACUGAUCGCAAUACCCAAGAAAGACUCCUUUCGUGUACUUCUCUACAAGUUUCUUGACCCCUUCUACUGGCUGUCUCAGGAAAUAAGCGAGGCAACCGAAGCGACGCAUCCUGGAGUCAAAAUUCGAAGUCUUCAAUAUCUCAUCGGGCUCUUGGGGUUCUGUGCGAGAAACUUUCCGGUCAUUUUGCAGUGACUUCCUCUGUCGACAAGCUUCCAAAGGUGAGAGACCAUUGAACUGAGGGGCGCGCUUGUAGAAUUUCCGCUGUAAGCGAUUCCACGUGUAUACAAAGUAAGAAGCGGCAUAAUCCCAAAGUCUCAAGUCGACACCCACUAGAUUAGCCCUUAAACCGGGACCCAGAGUACCCAUGAAGCGUUCGCACACACCAUUUUUCUGUGGUACGUAUGGGACUGAGUGCUGCCGAAAAACGGAGAGCGCUUGGAGCGUAUCCUCCCACUUCUUUGCUCUGAACGUGGGGUCGUUGUCACUGCGGACAAACCAUACGACCUUAUCUGUCAAGUCGAUGCUGUCCGAUGCGCGAAGUUGCUUGAUUAGCCGUUCUACGACUGCGUAGGCCUGAUCUUUGUGCUUCAACUUGAACUCAAACACACGCGCAACAGCAGGGCAAAUGAAAAUCAAUAGCCAUGAAUUGCCUGUCAAGCUGACGGGUUUGACUGGACCCCAAAAGUCAGCAUCAAGUUGCUUUAGCGGUGUUGGAUCAGAGUACUUCUGUGGUCGUUCUUUCCUAGCACCUGACCUGCCACCCUUUGCGAGGGCGCAUUCAGGGCAAAACACCUCUUCACCUGGGACAUGGAUGUGGCCACGUCUUCGGUGUCGGUCUAACUUGGACAAGUAGCAUAAAUGCUCAAAAUCCUCUACGCAGUCGGCCAAGGCAUCUCCAGUGAAAAUAGAAGCAGACUCAUCGAGCUGUCCUACGCGGCGCUUUUUGCAGCAGUUGGAUAAGCAAUCAGGUGUGAAAAGAUUGCAACCAAAACGCGACGCAGACAAAGCGUCUUCCUCUGACAAAACCUCUUCAAAUUCUCUGCAGUAUAAAGCCACACCCGUGCCGAAAAGCUCACCAUCAGGCAAAAAUGGUAAGUCAGGCGGGUUAUUUUCUAAUGGCACUGCGAAAUCUGCGAAUCUUGAAACUAUCUCAGACUUGGCUACUGCUUUUGGUUCUAGCUUUACUGACCAACCCAUUGCGUUCAGGGUGGUUGUAGGUAAAAGGCGGCGCACGGGCAAAGCGCUGUGAAAAAUACCUACUGAGUAACCAAGUCGAUUCGUCUUCAGCCUACCUAUCCUUGGAGGAUUUUUCGCUUGCAAAGUGCCUCCGACUCCAUUGAUUUUCACAGGAUUGGAGCGAAAGGACACAAAAUCGCUAAGCACACUCGACACGUAAUGAGUAGUGCCACUGUCGAGGAUAUCCCUGUUUGUCCUCUGUUUUCUUUCCUCUGCCGAACCUUCAUCCAAAAUGGAUUUGUUGAUCUUGCACUCUAUAAUCGGCAUUGAUUGAUCGAUCUUGCACAGUAACGAUUUUUGAUUGUAACUAGUAGCAUCGUGACUUGUGUAAAAGCACGAAUAGUAGUUGUCGUCGUCAUCAAAUGCAUCGCUCUUUUCAUCAGUGUUCUUCGACACAUCAACGAAAUUUGAUUCCAACUCAACAUCGAUUUUUACAUCGUGUUUUGAAUCCAUCAGCCUCGAUGUAUCAUCGACAUCAUCAGCAGAAUCGUGGUCCUUAUGUCACCACUUGCGACCCUUCUGGUGAGACUUGUAGCCACCUUUCUUCACGCCGUGUUUGCCACCGCCCUUGCCACCACCACCGCCCUUCUUGUGGUUGUUGCCGUAGUUGUUCGCGGGUGGUGGGGCAGUGUUCUUCUCCUGCUGGCGUUUCUUGCGAUAGCAGUAAUGAACGUCAUGUCCUGGACGUUGGCAAUACGUACACCAGAGGCCUCCUUGAUUCUGCGCGUUGUUACCAUAGGGCUGAUUUCGAUUCGCAUAGGUAUUGGAAUUGUAGUUUUUGUUGUUGUGUUUUCCCUGUCCUUUGUGACCCUUAUUCAUCAUAACUAAGGCGGUUUGGUUAUUGAUGGACUGACACAUCAAUUGCUGCUCGAAGGUCGCGCCUUCCGGUGCGACGAUGAAGUUGGAAUUUUUGUUACCAGAAGAUGAAGAUGAUGAUGAUGCACCAGCAAGGAACGCAUUGGGGUUUGCGUUUGCGGGGGCGACGUUCGUUCGUGCUAAAUGCAAAGUCGCUUGCUGUUCCUUUUCAAUAUUCAUUCUGCCUGAUUUGAUGAAGUCCAUCACCAUUGCCAGUCCUUCUUUCUCCCAAGUAGCUGUAGUACUGUUCAAAUUUCUGAUCUCCGCCAUGAUUGUUUUCAUGCAAGUCGGGUCAAGUCGGAAUUUGAGGACGUCCCACAUCUGGCGAUUGAUCGCAGCCGCAUCUGGGUAUCUGUCUUUCAGAAGGAGGAUUUUGCUGUACUUUUCUGCGUAGAUCCAAAUAGAAAAAUCUCCAUCCUUCUCCAUGUCGUAGCAGACAGUAAUCAAUUCGUUGUUGGUUGUGUCACUGUCAAUUGAAGAUGCUUUCUGAUCCCAGUGCGAUGACAGAAGGAAGUAACAUUUUACAAAACCCACUGUCUGGCUGUUCGUGAUCAAUUUUGCUGCGUCGUCUUGCAAUGCAUUCAAAAAUGUGGACUCGAGGGAAAACACAUCUUGCUUUUGCUGUGCUGUCAACCCAGGCUGAACAUUUUGAAAGUUCGUCUGCUGGGUGUUGUCGUUCAAAAUUGCCUGCCAUUGUGCGUCCAAUUCCAAUACCAUGCUCAUCAUCGAUUUGAUUUUAUGCUUCCACAUCGUCCAGCCCUCGGAGUUCUUUAUCUCCGGGCAGAUGAUCUUCCGAUCUACCGUCGGCAUACCGUCGGGAUUCGUAAAUCAAUCUAUUCCAAAGAGAGAUUUUUGCGUGUAGAUACCGAUGGUGUUCCGACGGAAAAAUUUGGACUUGUGGAUGGCGAAGUUGUUCGUUGGCUCGCGAUUACCGGUCUCACCGGUGGCACCAAGUGUGAAUCAGAAUGUUAGGAAUUCUGAACACAUUCACAGCAUACGAAUAGCGGUCGAGUUCGCAUCUUUCUGUUUGGAAUGAUUCAGAACGGAGUACUGAUUCGCAUCUGUAUACAGGUGGUGUUUCAAGAUGGAUUGAUUCGUUUGGUUUGGUCAACCAGACCACAAAGACGACGAGACGACUAAGCUAAACGGUUAGGAUCGUUACUGUGCUGAAGAUCAAGAUCGAUGGAACCACGCAGGGGAGCUUGAACACGCAUUGCAUGCUGUGUGCAUAAAGCUCUAGUCAACAGUUGUCCUUGUCGCUGAUCAUCAUGUGCUUUCAACGUUAGAUAACGAACGUCCAGUGUUACCAUUGUGCGCGAGAACCAGCAAAUAUGUUCCUACUUGCGCUGUGAGGAUUAUCGAAGCUUGAUUGAUAGUUUGUUUCCCGCGCCAGACGCUAGUACAAAAGUGGGUCAACCAUCAAGAUGAACAAAUCCACAGCGGUGACGGACAGCACGCAGAGUCCGAAAAGCCGGGCGCGGACAGUUUUGGCGCAGAUGGAACAGGAAGAAAAGCUAAUGAAACCAGGGGGCAGGCCCAACGUCGAGAUCGUUGAGGUGCUCGUGCGGGGCGUACCAGUUCCGUUCGUCAGGGCCUUGUCACAGAUCAGGCCAGACGAGGAGCUAGUGCUGGAUCGCACCACCAUAUUCAAGAAAAAGACUGUGUAAGUGUAAGCCUGUGAUGCAGAAAAUGCCAGACCACAGUUUUUUUACAUUGGUCAUGCCAGACACCCAACAAGUCCGCUUUUCCUGUGCGUUUUCACGUACUGGCCCUGCGUGACUGGUUUUCUCGGUCAUGAUGUACUAGCGCAGUUUUUUUCUUGGAUACGCUAUGUGGCUGGGCUAUGCCGCCAGCUUGAGGCGGAUGCGGUUACUGAGAAGCACUGUCAGCGCAUUUGUCACACGCGUUGGCGACUAAGUUUCACAGGCAGCAGCUGACGUUAUCUCGAUUUAAAAGAUGCUCCUCUAAGUCAUCUUGUAGUUGUUGCACGUGCGAACGCGAGGAAGUGACAAAAUGUCUCCGAUGCAGCUACAAAAGGCGCUUUGGUACACUAAGUCCAUCACUACAGGCUUUCAAUAU